This is a messenger RNA of Cyanidioschyzon merolae strain 10D, 2304 nucleotides long. Its product is annotated as similar to protein phosphatase 2C. The record is from RefSeq and is a predicted model, not a curated record. Lineage: Eukaryota; Rhodophyta; Bangiophyceae; Cyanidiales; Cyanidiaceae. Gene Ontology annotation, biological process: protein dephosphorylation. The transcript has a single exon. The coding region runs from base 1 to 2304 and encodes 767 amino acids. Gene Ontology annotation, molecular function: protein serine/threonine phosphatase activity.
AUGAUCCCCCGAAAACUUCCAACCAGCGAAACUCGAUCGAAGCCUCCGAGCUUCGGCCAUAGAGCUGGACAACGUCACCGCACGCAGCUUGUGGAACGUCAGGGAGGUCAGGAGUGGAAACACGAUCAUUUGGGAGAGUCCACAGAAGGCCGGUCGGUUUGUUCCUGUGAAGCUUGCCGGACACUGAGCCUAGCCGGUUUCCCGAACAGCAGCAACAGCAGCAACAGCAGCAACAGCAGCAGCAGCAGCCUCUCUGAGCUCGAGGACCGUCCACAGUGUAUUGGUGGCUACUCUAGUUCUAGUGGUGGGGCCGCAGAAGGAGUCGAUCAAUACGUAUGGGAACUGCAUGAGGGUUUCAAUAUGGGGACACCAACCCAAACAAUACAGCGUCCUGCUGAGUGUCCUAGCUUCGGUUACGGUGCUUUUCGUUCCAGACGAGCAGACUCUGGAAGCGAGCCCCUUGCUAAUGAACCACUCGAAACCAUGCGGGACCUCUCCAUUCAUGAUGCCGCGUCUCAUGAUACGCAAAAGCUGCCAUCGAUGAAGCACCGCGCUGGAGACGUGAGCUCAGUUACUGUUCCGUCAACGAAUGCUAAAUUUGCGGUAGCAGGGCAUUCGGAUGCACCGAAAAUUUUCAGUUCUCCUGAGGCGGAAGCACGCCUACUGCCCUGUAGCUCAUACGCAGACUCGGCUACAACGGGCUCUUCUUCAUUGCAUGAAGGCUUGGUUCAGCUUGAUGUUGUCGAUUAUCGAAUGCGCAUAGUCUCGAAACAAAUUUCGAGCAGCAUGCCUGUCUACGAAACUAGGCAACUCUCAACGUCCCGCGCGAGUUCUCGGAACACGGCGGUGCUUGGACGUCUCUGGUCAGUCGCGUCACUUGGAGUCAACAGACCUAAUGAGGACCGUUGGCACGUAGAACGCCAGCGUCUGAUAUGCGAUUUCCAGUCAUACGCGCCUUUCAAGCUUUCGCAAGCCAGUCUAAGAUCUGAGGCGGGCACAAGCUCGGUCGCCGCUCUCAAAAGCGUGAAAUGCAGCGGAUCGGCUGUGGGUUUCACACGACCAGCAACUCCGCCUGGGAGUCACGAUGUGGCAGAGUGUGAAGUCGCUGACUGCGACAGCGGUUUCGAAUCUGAUGACUCGUUUACGGUGGGCUUGUUUGAUGGACACGAAGGAGCCACGUGCUGCGAGCUAGUUGGCGAACUGCUUCUAGAAACGAUUCGAGACCGAUGCACUAAGAAUGGAAAAUAUACGACUAUGCUCCAGGAGCUUGGAAUUGAAGGCUUUGCAAGAUGUCUGAUAGAGACGUUUGAAUUUGUCGACAAGAAGAUCCUGGAGCUCCUCUGGGAACAUCUAGAGCGAAGUGGCGACGGACAUUUUGCAAUAACAGGAGCCUGUUGCAUAACAGCAACGCUGAUGAAUGGUGGAAGGGAUCUCUUCGUUGCCUCGCUAGGAGACUGUGAGGCCUAUUUGGGCCGUCGAUGUUGCGCGGCUGCGGAGCUCCCGCAUCCUCAAGAAGGAGCGAAUAAGCGUAUGGCUCGAAAAAAUUUCGAAGCGAUUCGGCUGUGUCGCUCACAUAAUCUUCGAAUCAGCGAGAAUUCGAAAGCUCUCAUGGAGCGGUUUCCCAACGAUCCCUCCGUAGUGCAGAAAAUAGGCAAUAAUUUUUUCGUCAAAGGCAAGCUGCAGGUAUCGCACGCCUUUGGAAAUGGAUACCUGAAAGAGCAAAGAUUCAACGAGCGACUCUACCCUAUUUUUAGGGCGAAGUCACCUUACUGUGGAGGAUACGUGUCCGCAACUCCGCAUGUUGAGCAUGUGUCCUUGAUGGAUCGGGACGAAUUUCUGAUUUUAGGAACGGAUGGAUUCUGGGAGAACGCUGAACCAGAGGUAGUCGUCGAGCUUUUGGGUCACUUUUUUCACGAUCGGGAGAUUCUGGAGGGGAAUCUAGACCAGAUCUCAAUAGAUCCAAGAAGGGCAAGCGAGCUCUUGAUGCAGUACGUGUGGCUUCGCCUCCACGACAGUAUAGAACCCGCGAGCUUGCGUACAGCGGGCCAGACUGGUGGCAAAAGCAGUGGAAGCUGUGCUGCUGAGCCGCGCCCUCAGCUUCGUGACGACUGCUCAGUUCUGGUUUUAUUCCUCCGUCCAACGGAGAUCGGGGAUGCAGAAGAAGCCAUAUCAUACACAGGCAAUAUGGAUUGUACAGAUUUUUGUGAGCAACUAGAUGGUGAUACCAAGGAGCGCAUUCAACGUCUGCGAGCAUCGAUUUCCGAAUGGAUGCGCACAUAUGGCGAGCAUUCCGAUGAAAUAUGA